UGCCCCAUUACCAAACUACCAUGUGUGAUAAGUAUCCUUACCCAGGAGGUGCCAAGGCUGAACAAAGCCCUGUCCAAGCAAUAUCAAGUCAAUCCGUUUCCAGCAACUGUGACCCACACCUUGCCCAAGAAGUACAAAGAAGUAUAAGCAGUUGCACUACCCUGAAUCUUCCCUUAUGUUCCUUAGCUGGGGGUCCUCAGACUGGAAAAUCAAGGAGGGAGUGGUUUUUAAAGUAAGGUGACCUGGAGCUGCUCCAGUGUAAAUGAGCUGUGUUUUUGUUUACAUACAAGUUGUCCUGGAGCUUCACAAGUCAUAGCAGACAAUAAGUCAGCUGUUCAGUCAAUAUCAGCUUCCCUCUUGCACCCUCCAAUAAGUCAUGUGGGCAUUAACAUCUGAAGAUCCCAUUGGCAGGGAUGAGCAGCAUAUAAGGAUAUUGACAUCUCCUCUCCCUUGAGUGGGGGUAAAACAGGGAGCUGAGGGUCCCUUAUGGAAAGAUCUGUCUCACUGCUUCCAGGCACAGAAGUGACCUCCCCACCCUUACAAUGGAUGUAACAGUAAGAGAAGUCCUGGGGGGACAAAACUAAAGAAUCCAGGAGGAUCUACAUGUACCCCAGAUAAGAGACACAAUUGGCUCAUCCCCUCCUUGCCUGGUUCUACUGGACAACAUUCAGGAUUGUCAUGGCUUUUACAUUUGCUGCCUUCUGCUACAUGCUGUCGCUUGUGCUUUGUGCAGCUCUCAUCUUCUUCGCAAUAUGGCAUAUAAUUGCUUUUGAUGAGUUAAGAACAGACUUCAAGAACCCAAUAGAUCAGUGUAAUCCGGCACAUGCGCGGGAACGCCUUAGGAACAUUGAACGGAUUUGCUUUCUCCUCAGAAAGCUGGUGCUGCCGGAAUAUUCAAUCCACAGCCUGUUCUGCAUAAUGUUCUUAUGUGCGGAAGAAUGGUUAACACUGGGGCUCAAUGCUCCAUUGCUUUUUUAUCAUAUAUGGAGGUAUUUCCACAGCCCGGCAGACAGCUCAGAAUUAGCCUACGACCCACUGGUAGUAAUGAGUGCAAGUACAUUGAGUUACUGCCAGAAGGAGGCCUGGUGUAAGCUGGCAUUUUAUCUGCUCUCGUUUUUCUAUUAUCUGUACUGCAUGAUAUACACCUUAAUGAGUUCCUAAGGACCCAGGGAAGAAACAUUACCCUGACAGUAACUGGAACGUGUGGCUGAAGAGGAGAGACACUUUUGAAUUGUUCAGACAUUGCUGUUAAGGUUGAGAUACACAAACUCCAGCCCACAGUUGAAAGAAGACUCAGAUAUGGCAAAAGAAUGACAAGAAAAUGUGCCAUUGAGCAGUGCCACAUGCAAAGUAAUGAGAGCUGGGCAGGGAAUACUAGUGCAAUGACACGUGGCAAUUGUUUUCUGCACUCGAUUACUUAGGAUGGGUCAUUAUUGAAGAGUGGAUCAGAGAAUGCAAAAUAUGGGUAAUUGGUUAAUAUUACAAGUCAUCAGUUCUGCAUGAUGUUUCUAGCUGAUGGACUGUGCCAAAUGCAUUGCAGAGGACUCCAAAUGGAAUAGACAAAUUACCUUGGCUGGUGACACAACUACAAUGUUUUGGUACCUCCGAGAAAUAUGGCUUUGCUGGAAAGAACCUGAACAAUGUAGCUCAUGGACAAUGUAGGUAUUAAACAAUGUAGGUAUUGAACAAUGUAGCUCUUUAACAAUGUAGCUCAUGGACAAUGUAGCUCAUGGGCAAUGUAGCUCAUGAACAAUGCAGCUAUUUAACAAUGUAGCUAUUUAACAAUGUAGCUCUUUAACAAUGUAGCUCUUUAACAAUGUAGCUCAUGGACAAUGUAGCUGGUUCUAAGAUCUGCUGUUUUCAGUCUGCUUUUUUAAUGAAAAAUGGCCAUAUGCUUACAUUUUAUAAAACUUGCUUUGU
Molecule: messenger RNA, 1920 nt
Organism: Xenopus laevis (African clawed frog)
Lineage: Eukaryota; Metazoa; Chordata; Amphibia; Anura; Pipidae
Gene: cnih3.S
Product: protein cornichon homolog 3
Exons: 6
Coding region: 679-1161 (160 amino acids)
Biological process (GO): vesicle-mediated transport
Cellular component (GO): membrane
Source: RefSeq, a predicted model, not a curated record